CCGUGUCUAUGUGAAAAUGUUUGCUGCAGUAGCAUGCAGCACACUGUAAAUUUAAUCACAUUAAUCAAUUUACAUUUCUUUCUACAGGUGACUGGGGCUUGUUGUCUUUUCUUGGCUGGUAAAGUGGAAGAAACCCCCAAGAAGUGUAAAGACAUCAUUAAAACGACUCGCAGUCUGCUCAAUGACGUGCAGUUUGCACAGUUUGGAGAUGAUCCAAAGGAAGAGGUCAUGGUCUUGGAAAGAAUUUUACUUCAGACAAUCAAGUUUGAUUUACAAGUUGAGCACCCCUACCAGUUUCUGCUGCGCUAUGCUAAACAGCUCAAAGGUGACAAGAACAAAGUUCAGAAGCUUGUGCAGAUGGCUUGGACCUUUGUGAAUGAUAGGUUCGAUUGACUUUAUUUAUUUA
Sinocyclocheilus rhinocerous is the source of this 406-nucleotide messenger RNA. RefSeq names its product cyclin-K-like. The transcript has 3 exons. Gene Ontology annotation, biological process: regulation of transcription by RNA polymerase II. The record is from RefSeq and is a predicted model, not a curated record. Gene Ontology annotation, molecular function: cyclin-dependent protein serine/threonine kinase regulator activity. Bases 34 to 393 code for a protein of 119 amino acids. Lineage: Eukaryota; Metazoa; Chordata; Actinopteri; Cypriniformes; Cyprinidae.